This is a messenger RNA of Melitaea cinxia (Glanville fritillary), 1071 nucleotides long. RefSeq lists its product as uncharacterized. The transcript is spliced from 2 exons. NCBI's taxonomy places the organism in Eukaryota, Metazoa, Arthropoda, Insecta, Lepidoptera, Nymphalidae. The record is from RefSeq and is a predicted model, not a curated record. Bases 1 to 1071 code for a protein of 356 amino acids. Gene Ontology annotation, molecular function: catalytic activity.
AUGUUCGACUAUCUCAGUGAGACGGCUGACAUGGUCCAACGUCGGUAUCCAGCUGCCCAAAUGGUAUUUCUGGGGGAUUUUAACGCUCACCACCAGGACUGGCUGUUCCCAUACCAGAAUACCGACCACGCCGGGAGAGAGGCGCUCAAAUUUGCUCUGUCGCUAGAUCUUACCCAGCUAGUCCAAGAAGCAACACGAGUACCCGACGUUGACGACCAUACACCUAAUUGUUUGGACCUUCUGUUGACAACUGACCCAGACCGGUCCUCGGUAUCAGUUGCAGCUCCCCUGGACACAUCUGAUCACUGUGUGGUAAAGUCAGUAUCUAACUUUCACCCUCUACAUACAGGUCCUACCGGAACCAGACGUGUGUGGCGAUAUAAGUCGGCAGAUUGGGAUGAGAUGCGACACUUUUUUGCAUCAUACCCUUGGCGGCGGACUUGCUUCUCUUCCAGUGAUCCGUCGAGUUGCGAACAAGAAAUAUCGGAAGUGAUACGUCAGGGGAUGGAGUACUUCAUUCCAUUUGCUGAUGUAUCACUAGAUGGCAAGAUCCCUAGGUGGUAUAAUGCAGAAUGUGCCGAAGCUGCAGCCCGUAAGGACUCAGCAUUUGCAGCGUGGGCUGAAGCCCGUACCCUUAAAUCUCCGGACAUAACUACGAGGAAGAGAGCGUUCAACUCUGCUGCCAAGUCCUACAAAAGGGUUCUUAAAAAAGCUCGUUUCAACCGUAUUAAACGCAUCGGAGCCCAACUAGCUUCCCAUCCGCGCGGUAGUAGAGCAUUUUGGUCACUCUCUAAGUCGGUUGAAAUGAGCUUCUGCCGUCCCUCGCUGCCUCCUCUGCUUAAACCAGAUGGAUCGCUGGCCUUUACUGCGACAGACAAGGCUAACCUUUUAGCGAAUCUGUUUGCAGAAAAUUCGCUCCUUGAUGCAGGUAGUGCCUCACCGCCCAGACAUCCACCUUGCGACUCUGUUAUGUCAGAACUACGCAUUCGCCAAACUGAGGUUUUGAGAGUACUCCGUAACUUGGACGUGAAUAAGAAAACGAUUGGUAUUAUCGCGUGCCGCGCUGAGUAG